UCUCUCUCCCUCUCAGCUCUGAAGAGAAACGGAGGAGAAAGAACCCGGGGAGAAACCGGAGAGAGAGACUGACACCCGCAGACCCGUCUGUCUGUCCGUCUGUCUGUCUGCUGAGUGGCAGACAGGGAACAACAGCAUAAGAAGAAGAAGGAGGAGGAGGAGGAGGAGAAGAAGAAGAAGUGCGGUCGGAGUUGCUCCGUAGUUUUCCCUCGCGCUCCGGAGGGUCUCGGUGUGAACAUGGAGCGGACUGGAAGUUUCCUGCUCUCCGCGGCUCUCGUACUGGUUUCACUUGGACUGACGGGCGCGCGGGCGGACACCUUCAAAGCUUGUCUGUCUGGUCAGUCUCCAGACUGCACUCUGGUCCAGUCCAAGGAGGACGACUUUGACUGGGAACAAGGAGACACUGCAGGUUCCUCCUUCCUGUUUGUGAACACGUCGGGUCGUUAUGGUGGUCAGCGUGCUCGCCUGCUGCUGCCGCCACUCAAAGAAAACGACACGCACUGCGUCAGCUUCCUGUUCUACCAGGCGGGAGGCCGUGAGGGUGCGGUGCCCACCACGCUCAACGUCUACGUCAAAGAGAACGACAGUCCUCUCGGAGUUCCUGUCUUUAACUCAUCAGGCCCCGCCUACCACAUCUGGAAGGGGGUGGAGCUAGCAGUGUCCACCUUCUGGCCGAAUUACUACCAGGUGGUGUUCGAGGCCAUCAGCACCGGCCAGAGAGGAGUUCUGGCUAUCAAGGAUAUCACACUGCAGGGACACCAGUGCAUGAACACGCCUCACUUCCUGCACAUUAAAGGCGUGGAGGUGAACGCAGGACAGUCAGCGACGUUUCAGUGCACCGUAAACGGAAGACCGCAGAACAACCUGCUGCUCUAUCUGCAGGGGAUGGGCGGUCGUCAGGCGGUCGUCAGGAAAACCAAACCGGUGAACUCUCGCCGUUAUGUGGCGAGUUUUGACGUGGAGAACACGACGAAGGGUGACUCCGGACGCUACCGCUGCAUUGCCCAAUCAGAGAGAGGUGUGGGUGUGUCCUCCUAUGCCGAUCUCACCGUCAAACAGCCUCCUGUACCAAUUGCCCCCCCUCAGCUGACAGCAGUGGGCGCCACCUACCUGUGGAUCCAACUCAACGCCAACUCCAUCAAUGGAGACGGACCGAUCAUCGAGAGAGAGGUGGAGUACCGCACGACGUCGGGCAUGCUGAUCGACACCACGCCUGUCGAUAAACCCACACACAAGAUCGGACACCUGGACCCUGACACCGAGUACGAGAUCAGUGUGCUGCUCACCAGGCCCCUGGAUGGAGGUACAGGAAACCCUGGACCGCCUCUCCGAGCCAGGACAAAGUGUGCAGAUCCAAUGCACGGCCCACAGCGUCUUGAGGUCGUCGACAUUCAGUCCAAGCAGGUGACGGUAAGAUGGGAACCGUUCGGAUACAACGUGACCCGCUGCCACAGCUACAACCUGACUGUGCAGUACCACUAUAAGCCUGCAGGGACCCCUAGCAGAGAGCCAGUGAAGGAGGAGGUGGUGUACGACACUCUGAGUGCCGUGCCACAACACACUGUACGUAACCUUCCACCGUUCACCAAUGUCAGCCUGAGGCUCGUCCUGAGUAACCCCGAGGGACGCAAGGAGAGCGAGGAGCUGCUGGUGCUGACGGAUGAGGACGUUCCCGGCGCCGUUCCAGUAGACUCCAUCCUGGGCAGCAGUUAUGAGCAGCAGAUCAGCCUGAGCUGGAGAGAACCGCUGCAGACCUACGGCCUGAUCCGCAAAUAUGAGAUCUCCUAUAAAGCCCUGAGCUCUUUCGACACAGAGUUUGACCUGUCCAAUCAGAGCGGCAAGGUGUUCAAACCGGCCAAUGAGACAAACCACAUUUUCACCGGCCUCUACCCGGGCUCCACCUACUCCUUCACGAUACGAGCCUCAACCGUUAAAGGCUUUGGACCCCCAGUCAUCACCCAGUUCACCACCAAGAUCUCAGCUCCUCUGAUGCCGGCCUACGAUCAGGAGUCUCCUCUCAAUCAGACCGACUCCACUGUCACGGUUCUGCUGAAACCUGCCCAGAGCCGAGGAGCUCCAGUCAGUAAAUACCAGGUGGUGGUGGAGGAGGAGCGCCCCCGCAGACAGAGGAGGGGUACUGCAGAGAUUCUCCGCUGUUACCCGGUUCCCAUUCACUUCCAGAACGCCACACUGUUGGACUCUCAGUAUUACUUCAGUGCUGAGCUGCUGAUGAGCGAACUGAGAGCACCGAUGCCCUUCUGUGUUGGUGAUAACAGAACCUACAGCGGUUACUGGAACGCUCCCCUGCUGCCUCAUAAGAGUUACGGCAUCUACUACCAGGCUGUGAGCACUGCUAACGGGGAGACAAAGAUCGACUGUGUGCGUGUGGCCACCAAAGCCGCAAUUAUCGUCACCCAGCUCACCACGCCGUACAUUCGCAUCGUGCCGGCAGCUGGCGACAAGCAGCUAACAGGAGCUGCGACCAGGAAACCAGAACCAGAACAGGAGAAACAGUCAGAUCACACAGUGAAGAUUGCUGGAUCCAUUGCUGGUGUCCUGCUCUUCAUCAUCAUCUUCCUUGGAGUCAUCCUGUUGAUGAAGAAACGACGAAGAAAUUAUCACUCCUACACUUACUACCUGAAGUUGGCAAAGAAGAGGAAGGAAACUCUGAGCUCCAGACAGGAAAUGACUCUGAUGGUCAACAGCUCGCAACACACAACAAUGGCAGACACGCACACGCUGAACGGACGCACUGUGUCGUCGCCGUCCUCCUUCACCCUGAAGACAAACACCAUCAGCACCACCGUCCCCAACUCCUACUAUCCAGAUCCGUUUGUACCGACGGCCAUUCUGGUGCCCAUUAAUGAUGACAGUCACACGAUGACCAGUGAAACCAGCAGCCUGGUCCAGUCCCACUACAAGCAGCGGGAGUCUGAGCGGGAAGCGCUGCCCUAUCAGACGGGUCAGCUGCACCCGGCCAUCCGAGUGGCCGACCUGCUGCAGCACAUCACCCAGAUGAAGUGUGCCGAAGGUUACGGCUUCAAGGAGGAGUACGAGAGUUUUUUCGAGGGACAGUCUGCUCCGUGGGAUUCAGCCAAAAAGGACGAGAACCGCAUGAAGAAUCGCUAUGGAAACAUCAUCGCCUACGACCACUCGCGUGUGCGGCUGCAGCCUCAGGAUGGAGAGAGUGGCUCCGACUACAUCAACGCCAACUACGUCGAUGGAUACCACAGACCCAAUCACUACAUCGCUACCCAAGGUCCCAUGCAGGAGACUGUGUACGAUUUCUGGCGGAUGGUUUGGCAGGAAAACACUGCCGCCAUUGUCAUGGUAACCAACCUGGUGGAGGUGGGGCGAGUUAAGUGUUGUAAGUACUGGCCGGAUGACACUGAGAUUUAUGGCGACAUGAAGGUGACGCUGAUUGAGACUCAGCUGCUGUCAGAGUACGUGAUCCGCACCUUCGCUGUGGAAAAGAGGGGCGUGGCAGAGAUCAGGGAGAUCCGUCAGUUCCAUUUCACCGGUUGGCCUGAUCACGGCGUGCCGCUUCAUGCCACCGGCUUGCUGGGUUUCAUCCGCCGCGUCAAAGCAAAAACCCCGCCCACCGCCGGCCCCACUGUGGUUCACUGCAGUGCGGGAGCAGGGCGUACAGGUUGUUUUAUCGUGAUUGACAUCAUGCUGGACAUGGCAGAGAGAGAGGGCGUGGUGGACAUCUACAACUGUGUCCGGGAGCUUAGAGCACGACGGGUCAACAUGGUCCAGACCGAGGAGCAGUAUGUCUUCAUCCAUGACGCCAUCUUGGAGGCAUGUCUCUGUGGCGACACGGCAAUUCCAGCCAGUCAGCUGCGGUCAGUUUACUACGAGAUGAACCGGUUGGAUCCUCAGACCAACUCCAGUCAGAUCAAAGAGGAGUUCAGGACUCUGAACAUGGUGACGCCUACGCUGCGGGUGGAGGACUGCAGCAUCGCCCUGCUGCCCAGAAACCAUGAGAAGAACCGCUGCAUGGACGUGUUGCCUCCGGACCGCUGCCUGCCCUUCCUCAUCACCAUCGACGGAGAGAGCUCCAACUACAUCAACGCCGCGCUCAUGGAUAGCUACAAGCAGCCGUCAGCCUUCAUUGUUACCCAGCAUCCUUUGCCCAACACAGUGAAGGACUUCUGGCGUCUGGUCCUCGACUACCACUGUACGUCCAUCGUCAUGCUGAACGACGUGGACCCAGCACAGCUGUGUCCUCAGUACUGGCCGGAGAACGGCCUCCAUCGUCUCGGCUCCCUGCAGGUGGAGUUUGUCUCUGCAGAUUUGGAGGAGGACGUCAUCAGUCGCAUCUUCAGGAUCUACAACACAGCCAGGCCGCAGGAUGGAUACCGCAUGGUGCAGCAGUUCCAGUUCCUGGGCUGGCCGAUGUACCGGGACACGCCCGUCUCCAAGCGCUCCUUCCUCAAACUGGUUCACCAGGUGGACAAAUGGCAGGAGGAGUAUGAUGGAGGAGAGGGACGCACUGUGGUCCACUGUCUUAAUGGAGGAGGUCGCAGUGGGGUUUUCUGCAGUAUCAGCAUCGUGUGUGAGAUGUUGCGACAGCAGCGCUGUGUCGACGUUUUUCACGCAGUUAAAACACUGAGAAACAACAAACCAAACAUGGUGGACCUGCUGGAACAGUAUAAGUUCUGUUACGAAGUCGCUCUGGAGUAUCUCAACUCUGCUUAGCCAAACAACAGACAGUCCUUCACCAUCCGCUUCCUCCCUCAGUCUUAACGCUGCACACAGUCUCACAAGAGGAAGAGGAAGAGGAAGGCGAAGGACAGGAGGUCUACUACUGACUGAAGGUGAAGAGGAGGAAGGAGGAGGAUUGACAUGAGGAAGAGGAGGGAGAUGUUUUUGCACUGCCUUGUUUGACUGCGAGCACGGACACACUGAACUCCUCACUUUGUUUCUCUCCAUGCGUCACUUUGUUGUUGGUGUUUUUAUUGUCACUGAUGAAACUUAAGGAACCAAAACAACAUCAGAUGUCCGGAGCCUCAACACGGGUUCUGUCUGUUACGUCAGAGUGGAGCAUUCUGUUCAUGACAGACUCACAGGAUAUACCUGAACUCACCUGUGCCAACAGAAGGAAAAAUCUGCAACAUUAAUAAAGCUAAAGUACUCCUGCUAUAACAUAUUGGUUCAUGACAAGUUAUCAUAAUGAGGACAUCGCUAUGUCAUUAACAUCCAUAAACAUCUUGUGAACAUUCCUCAGACAAAGUGUGUUCAAAACUCCAACCAUUUCCUCUUCAUAAAAUGCACAUCUAGAAUUAAGAUGGAAAAUUCACACAAUGAGUUUAGUUUGCAAGUAUUUUCAUAUUUUCACUCAACACUUGACAGCAUCACAUCUGAUUGGUCGUGGAGCAACGUGAUGUCAGACCUUAGAGUCAGUCAGGUUUCAGUUAAUGACAAUUAAACUGACAAAAUCAACCUGCAGACACAGACAGUCCACAAAUUGUACAAAGCAACAGCAACAGGAAACUGGCAGGAAACGUUACAAAAUCAGCUUGGCCAGCUAAGCUAGCUAAGGCUUAAAAAAAUCUGUUUAUUUAUGUGUUAAAUCAAGGGCCUAGAGUUUCAUUUAUUACUUUGAGGGUUGGUGGUAAAUUUGUACCGUUGUCACCAUGAAGUAUGUGUGCUUCAACCUACAUUACUGACGGGUUAGUAAGCGACGGGGGCAGGGCUUAGAGACCAGUCUGUUGUAGAAACGUCCACUGAGGCAGACGUCCGGCUUCAUGGAGAUACAGUGGAAUAUCAUCAGCAUAUGUGAUCUCAGAGAUGAAUGGUGUGACUUCAAAUUAAACAUAUAGAAACUGGAAUGAUUUAUCAAACUGAUAAUCAGAACAGUAAUUUAAAUCCUGAUGGAUAAACCAUUUAUGUGGUUAUCAUCUCAAGGGCAACCUACUUGUGUUUGUUCUGGAGCUUUUGGCCAUAUCGAUUGAGUUAUCAGUUUGAUGAGAAGUCGGAGAAGAGCUUUAACAUCUUCAUCCCCAUGGCAAUCAUGCGGACUCAAUCUGCUGAUGAGGACUGCUGUGAUUCCUUUGUCAUCAUCUUUCCACUGAGGAACAUUAAGACUAGUGACAACAUGCAGACUGUCCAUCUGUCUGUCUGUCUGUCUUCUUCAGUGCUGUUAUAUCUUCAUUGCUGCAGAUUAAAAAACUAACUGGAGUGGAAACAUCUCACCACAUUGUCUUCAAUUUUGGAAAAACCAGGUUUAAUCCUGAAUAUUCGAACCUGGUCCCUUUCAGGUCCUGUGUCUGUUUGUUUCCUCCUCAGGAGUUGGACGAAGCUGUUAGUUUUGGACUUGGGUCGAGGCGAGCUGUUAAUAGUGUAAAUAAACAGGAGGAAACAGGAAGAAGAAUAUUUAUUCCUUCAGUUGUUCUCAGUGUUGUUGUUGUUGUUGUUGUUGUUGUUCUUGUGAAGCACACAGAGAGACAAUCAUGUCAGACAAUUUUUAUGUUCUGUUGUCAGAACCACAGUUUGCCCAGGAAAACAACCUAACCCUGCUUACAUAGGACUCUGGGUUGGUGUAACCCUGGUCAUAUACAGCUCUGGGUUGUCUAACCCUGCUUGUGCAUGGCUGUGGUUGUGAUUGAACUCUGCUAACAUAUGACUCUGGUGCUGAUGAGGACAUUGUUGUAAUGAAAGCUUUUAUUUAUGUUGUAUGAUUCCAAAAUAGUCCAAAUAAAAAUCUGUAUACACUCCUCAA
Molecule: messenger RNA, 6724 nt
Organism: Scatophagus argus
Lineage: Eukaryota; Metazoa; Chordata; Actinopteri; Scatophagidae
Product: receptor-type tyrosine-protein phosphatase mu-like
Exons: 39
Coding region: 238-4701 (1487 amino acids)
Biological process (GO): protein dephosphorylation
Cellular component (GO): membrane
Molecular function (GO): protein tyrosine phosphatase activity; protein binding
Source: RefSeq, a predicted model, not a curated record